Molecule: messenger RNA, 1870 nt
Organism: Piliocolobus tephrosceles (Ugandan red Colobus)
Lineage: Eukaryota; Metazoa; Chordata; Mammalia; Primates; Cercopithecidae
Gene: C9H10orf95
Product: chromosome 9 C10orf95 homolog
Source: RefSeq, a predicted model, not a curated record
AUGUACAGCUGGCUGCCGCCCAGGCAGGGCGUCUGGCCGCCGCAGCCGCUCACCUGCACCUACCUGGCCGCCCCUUUGCUACUGCCCCCAGUCCAGGCCCACAGCUUCCGCAACCGGCCAAGGAGUCUGCACGCGGGCGAGUGGGCGGCCCCUCGGGAAUACCACCUUUUCUACUGCCCGACCGCGCCGCCCUGGUGGGCCUGCCCUCCGGCCUACGCGCGGCCCUGCCCCGCCGCCGGCAUCUCGGGACUGUCGCUGCAGGCGCCCGCGCCGGCGGCCGAGAGCUGGGAGCCGUGGCCUGAGGGCCGGAGUCUGCAAGCCGAGCUGCGCUGGGGACGCGUGGAACGCGCGCAACGCGCGCAGGGCCAGCCUCUACAGCUUCCGGACUUCGUGCGCCGGGAGCUGCGGCGCGCGUACUGCACCUACCCCGGCGCCGACGUGCGCGUCACCCAGCGCCAAGGCCAGUUUCUGCUGCAGGCGACGCCGCGCGUGAGCGAGCGCGACCGCUGCGCGGAGUGGCGUGUGCGGCGCCGGCCCGACAGCGGCGAUAGCGGUAACAGAGGCCCAGCCCAGGAAGCCGCGGAGCGCGGCCGCCCCAGGAAGAGCAAGGGCCUGAGCUAAAGGCGCCGCAAGGCCUUGAGACCGGCCCGCGUGCACGCGCGCGCGGCCCUUCCGUGUGUCUGUCCCCCCCGCCAGGCAGAAAAGAGCCCUCACCUGCACGCGGGAGGCGGGCGCGCCGCUCACCUGUCUUUUUUGGCCUUUCCCAUGACUGCCUGCCCGCUUCCUGCACUUGUUUCUCUCGCCUUAUUGCUGGACUGUGGGGGAAGGGCAAGGGCAAGACGGAAUCAAGGACACCUCUGGGUGUUCUGUACCUCUUUCCCUCUUGCACCUUGGGAAGUGGAGGACGUGGGAUGGAAGAAGGGCCUGGAACUCCCUCCUUCCUCCUCCCCACCUUCUCCUAAGGAGCCUGCGCUGCAGUAAGCCCUAACUUUCCCUUCCUCUUUUCCUUCUAUCAGAGUCAAAGCCCAUCCCCCUUUCCCACUGCUCCCCUACCCCCGCCCUUCUUGCCAAGCCGAGGGGCGACGGUGAUCCCCAGCUUAGUAGAAAAGUAAAUAGGCCGGGCGCGGUGGCUCACGCCUGGAAUCCCAGCACUGUGGAAGGCCGAGGUGGACGGAUCACUUGAGCCCAGGAGUUGGAGACCAGCCUGGGCAUCAUGGCGAAACCCUGUCUCUACAAAAAAAUACAAAAAUUAGCCGGGUGUGGUGGCACGCGCCCACCUACUCGGGAGGCGGAGACGGGAGGAUCACCUAAGCCCGGGAGGCUGCAAGGAGCCGUGAACGCGCCACUGCACUCCAGCCUGUGUGACUGAAACCCUGUCUCAAAAAAAAAAAAAAAAAAAAAAAGUGAAUAAAUGAGCGAAGUCAAGUAUACACUGCGAGAUCAUUGUUAUGUUUUGGGGUGGUGUUUCUCCAUCUGUUUAUCUGUUUAAUGGGAGUCUUACCGCCCACCCUGGGGUACAAGAAGGUAGGGUGGAGGGGCAUGAAGUUGAACUGGCCCUCUGGAGAAAGCAUGUGCCUGAUCGCUGGGCCCAACUCCCCUCUUCACCAUCUGCCUCCAAGUGUGCACGCCAGCACCUUCUAACUCCUUAGUCCUUUGGCCCACCACCCGCCAAGAUGCUGAGGGCAUAAGCUCUAUUUUUGAAAUGUGGUAGGCAUGACUAGGGAACGGAUGUCUAAGACCUGGGUUUAGGGCUGGCUCUGACGUUUUCCACCUGUGUAACUUAAGGCUUUCUCUCAGUUUCUUCAUCAGUAAAAGAGGCGUAAAAGUAAGUAACCCGGCCGGGCGCGGUGGCUCAAGCCUGUAAUCCCAG